Suillus discolor is the source of this 1634-nucleotide messenger RNA. RefSeq lists its product as uncharacterized. The transcript has a single exon. Lineage: Eukaryota; Fungi; Basidiomycota; Agaricomycetes; Boletales; Suillaceae. Bases 380 to 1537 code for a protein of 385 amino acids. The record is from RefSeq and is a predicted model, not a curated record.
CAAGUAGACUCUCGCGAGCGCGAGACACGAGAAGGAUGAAUUACAAUCACAGCUUCAAUUGCGGACUGAUAGCGAAACGGAGUGGAAGGCUAAGCACGCAAGUCUUGAAGAGCAACACUCAUCCCUCCAAGAACGUAUCCACUCUGCCAGCCAAGAUCGUGAUGCGUUGCUUGAAGAGCGCGCGUCACUCCAGUCUCAGGUUAACUUCAACCAAAGCGCGAUUAAGCAGCUUCAGCAAAAGCUUGGUGAGGUCGCAUCGGAGUUAUCGUCGAGCGACCGUGCUCUUCAGAAUGCCCAUAGCGACCUGAGGGCUGCCAAUCGGCGAGCUGAAGAAGCCGAGAGGACGCAGAAAGAUCUACAGACAGAGGGCACAAGGUUGAUGCAAUCUCUGGAUGAGAUGCGACCCAAGUUUGUGGAGCUUACUUCCACCAAAUUGGAUUUGAUGGAACGAAUCGACAAGCUUGAGCAUGAAAAAACUUCACGAGAUGCUUUCAUCUCGAAACUCGAAAAUGCGCUUAGCGAGGCGAUGGAGCGGGAGGCCGAGGCGGCUCAAACUCGCAAAGAAGCAGACUCGUUGCAUGAGAAGGACAAAGUCUCACUGCAACAGUCGAUCGUUGAGCUACAGCAGGGCUACGCCGAACUGCAGGCCGAACUAGAGUCAUCCCAGGCGGCAGUGUUCAAUUUGGAGGGGGACCGUGCGCAGCUGCGAAAAAAUGAGACGCGUCAGCUAGAAAUCAUUGACCGGCUCUCCGUGGAAUCCGAUCAGCACUCGCAAGUAAUGUCCCACUUGGAGUCGGACCUUCGGUCAUACAGGAACCUUGACGAGGAACACCGUGCCUUCAUUGAACGAUCCAACUACGAGCAUGAAGCUCUGCAGGCAGAAUUGAACGCCAAGGAUAAUGAGAUAGAGCACCUUCGAACCUCUUCAUCAGACGAGGCUGCUCCUCGUUCACUGGAUGACGAGAUGAUCAGUGCACUCAGAGUCCAACACGCUAUGGAUCUCUCCAAUGCCAACUCCCAAAUUCGCACUUUGGAGACCACCGUCUUCGAAGCUCAGGCAAAGUCGCAUAGCCUGCAGAAGCAAAUCAACAUCUUGGAGGAUCAGCUCGCACAACAGCGCUCCACGUCGAGAGCGACUUCAAGACCGUUUUCUCCCGGAGUGCCAGGCAGACCCUCCAGUCGCACCCUUAAUCCCAUUGAUUUACGACGUGGGUCUUUCACUCACAAAUCAAGCAAUCUCGCCCCACCUUCCCCACGGACUGUCUUUGACGUUGGACUUUCACCUGAAACUCGUCACAAGCGUCAAGUUAGCCUUGGCAUGUUAAAAGCGCGCAUUGAUAGUGAGGUUGCAGCAUCAGCUGGUGGUUAUCCUUCGUCGCGACAGCUUUCGCCUGUUCCACAAGGUAACGAAGUAUCGGGACAGGAGCCCGACUCUCCUUCCUGGCAUGCACAGCACAUACACCGGCGACCACAGUUUAUGGACGAGUCUCACAUAUUCUGGUGUCAUUCGUGUGAUGGAGAGCUAGUUAUUCUAUGAAAUACCUGUUAUUAGUUGCAUCUAACACAUCUAGACUACAAAGUUUGACUUUCCGAUACCUGUCAUUCAUAAUAUUACGUUGAGGUUAACGUUCAAA